Molecule: messenger RNA, 1326 nt
Organism: Papaver somniferum (opium poppy)
Lineage: Eukaryota; Viridiplantae; Streptophyta; Magnoliopsida; Ranunculales; Papaveraceae
Product: F-box protein At5g07610-like
Exons: 3
Coding region: 1-1326 (441 amino acids)
Molecular function (GO): protein binding
Source: RefSeq, a predicted model, not a curated record
AUGGUUUCGUCCUCUGUUGACGUAUUAGAAGAGAUUUGGUUGCGUUUACCGGUGAGAUCUCUACUUGUAUUCAAAUGUGUAUCAAAACAAUGGUGCGCACUCAUAUCUGAUCCCUGCUUUUGUCGACGUUAUUCCGUUCGAAACCGCAAACAGUCGAUUGCUGGACUUUUUGUGCAAGACGCGCCUUAUCGCUCUCAGGUUGGUCAAACUUUUUUAUUUAUUGAUGGAAGCAAAAGAAAUAAUGCCAUUAGUAAUACUUUUGUUCCCUACGAGAAAUCUCUACCUUGCAUUAGAGAUUCUGAGUAUCAGACUAUUCAAUCUUGCAAUGGGCUUCUAUGUUGUAGGACUUCCUUCAACAACUCAACUUCCCGCAUCUCUAAUCCAUCUACAAACAGUUUAUUCUUUUUGAUAGGAAAUUCAUCUACAAACAGUUACACCCCCCGCCCAUCCACUUUCUACAUUUAUAAUCCAUCCACAAACCAUUACAAGAUAUUACUUCCGCCACCAUCUAGAAAGGAAGGUUUCAUGUGGGUUUCUAGUGUAAGUUUAGCUUUUGAUCCUCAGAAAUCACCUUAUUACGAAGCUAUUGCCAUCUGGGGGGAUACACCGGACGGCGCUCAAGCGGAAAUAUACUCUUCUAAAACAGAGUCCUGGAAGGAUUUGGGGAUAAUAGGUGCCCGUCAUUCUCAUUGUUUUAGAGAUUGUGGUGUCUAUUGGAAUGGUGCUUUGCAUUGGUUCAACAUAUUUCGUGGGCUAUAUUUUGAUAUCAGUCGAAAAUUAUUAAAGAGACUUCCAAUACCAGAUAUAUAUGGAGAGAGCAUACAAACUUACAAAGGUACGAAUAUUGAAACCUGGAAUGUUUAUUUUGGAGAGUGCAAUGGGCAUUUGCAUCUUAUUAAAAUUUAUGGACUUGAGAAUAUUCCUACUGAUCUCUAUAUCUUGGAACUGGAAAGAGAUUACUCGGCAUGGACAGUAAAGUACAUCGUUAACAUAGAGCAUUUAACACUACAUAUAAUACUGAGAUGGAACCAAAAAAGUGAAAAUAAGAAAGAACCACAGGAACCGGAAAUUUGUGAUAUUGUUAAGAUGGUGGUCGAGCGAGCUAAGUGGAUGGCCAGAGGCUUAACCCGUAACGUUGAAGAGGUUUUAUAUUUGGAUUGCGAUCAACAGAAAACAAUGCUUCUCAGGCUUCAGGAGUUACAUAAUCCAGCGAAGGAGGAUCUCUAUACUAACGAUGAGGAUGAUUGGAUCAGUGGUUCCCAGACUCCCCAUAGCUCUUCAUCAUCUUCUAAGGAUGUUCCAAACAAUUUUGGUCAUAGUGUAUGA